AUGAUUCUGGAGUCAACAAGCUCUAAAAAGAAGACCAAUCAGCAAGAAGAGACACCUCCAGCAAAUUCAACCAGUAUAAAGAUUCAAGCAGGACAACUUGCAUAUCUAAUAUCUGAUGAAAAGUCUGAUUCAGAUAAGAAAUAUGAACCACUGGAAAAAAGAAUAUCAGUCAAUGUUGAAACUGUUAGAGAAGCUAAGAACAGUCAAAAAGCUAAGAUUGCAACACUCUAUACUCAGUGUACUGGACAAUUUAUUACCUACCAGGAUAAUCAAGCUAGUCUUGAUAAUGAUAUCAUGGAAGACAUUGAACUGAUCAAUCAGAAGAAGCCUGAAAUUCAGAACAAGACUGUAAAGAAACAAAGACUAAGAUAUUCUGCAACAGAUUAUUUAUUCUCUCAGAUCUGUGAUUCAACAGAUGUUAAUGAAUUAAUGGAUCUUGGCAAUUUACUGCCUGUUGGGGAUGCAACACCUCAGAUGACAAAGAAGUAA
Messenger RNA from Coccidioides immitis RS, 489 nucleotides. RefSeq lists its product as uncharacterized. Bases 1 to 489 code for a protein of 162 amino acids. The record is from RefSeq and is a predicted model, not a curated record. NCBI's taxonomy places the organism in Eukaryota, Fungi, Ascomycota, Eurotiomycetes, Onygenales, Onygenaceae. The transcript is spliced from 2 exons.